Molecule: messenger RNA, 447 nt
Organism: Onthophagus taurus
Lineage: Eukaryota; Metazoa; Arthropoda; Insecta; Coleoptera; Scarabaeidae
Source: RefSeq, a predicted model, not a curated record
AUGUCAAGACGUAGAAUUAUUGGCCCUGUGUUUUUCCAUGACACAGUCAAUGCAGAAAGGUACCAAGCUUUGUUACAAGAAUUCAUUGAACAAUUACAUCCUGAUGAAUUGCAACAAGGAUUUUUUCAACAUGAUAAUGCAACGGCACAUACUGCACGAACAACUGAAAGAUUCCUUCAAGAAUUUUAUGAUGAUCGAGUAAUUGGUAGAGGAUGUUGGCCACCUCGCUCACCCGAUCUAACCCCUCUAGAUUUCUUUUUAUUUGGUCAUUUAAAAAAUUCUAUCUACAAAAACCGGUUACAUACCUUAGAAGAAUUGGAAGAUGCAAUAAGACAAAACGUUCAGCAAAUAACCGGAAAGCAACUUGUACACGUCUUCGAUAAUAUGAAGAGAAGAAUUACGUUAUGUUUGGAAAAUAAUGGUCAACAUUUUGAAUUUUUUUUAUAA